CUUCCGGUGUGGUCUUCCGGUGGCUGCCUAGCAAAUGCAACUUUCUGCCAGUAGAUGCUGAGCUUAGCGGGCUAACCAGCAUCCUGCGGACUUAACCAUGAACAUUCUCCCCAAGAAGAGCUGGCACGUUCGCAACAAGGACAAUGUUGCCCGGGUGAGGAGAGAUGAAGCUCAGGCAGCCGCGGAGGAGCGAGAGGCCAAGCGGAGAGUGGAGCGUGCCGAGCAAGAGGCACGCACCGAGUUUCUGCGAAGGAAAGCCCGAGCGGCUCUACAGUCGGAAGCAGGAGGAAGCCAGGAGGUGAAAGAUGAGGAACGCGGCGGAGCCUUGGAGCAUCUCAACCUCUUCCCCCUCGAGGAGUCUGUGGAGAAAAAGGACAAUGAGGAGUAUCUCAAAGAAAAGAAAGAGGAGAAGGAGAAACAGGAGCGCGCCAUCGGCUUACUGGUGUCUCUCGGGCCCCAACCGGGCACCGAGGUCACGCCUUGGUACAUGAAAACUGGCCAAGAGAAGGAGAAGGAGGAGGAGAAAAAGAAAGAAAAGGAGAAGCCCGGCGAGAAGAGGAAGGAGUUUAGCGAGGAGGAGCGGGAGAAGAAGGAUCGGCGGCUGAAGGACAGUUUGGACCCAUUGAGGGAGAUGAAGAAAGCUUUGGGCCAGACGCCCACGAAGACGCACAAGAGCAAGAAAAAAGACAAGCGUGACAGAGGGGAAAAGCACAGCCGUGGGGAAAGCUCAAUCGAGAGACUCCGUGCAGAGCGUUUGCAGCGUGAGGCGGAGGAACGGCGGCGGGCCCAGGAGCUGCUGGCUCAACGGAAUGGCAAGGACAAGGAGUCGGGCAAGGAAGUGAAUGAGCGAGACCGGCCCUACAACAGCGCCUACUUCCCGGAGCUGGCCCGCAAGCGGCAACGGCGCGACAGAGACAGCUGGAGGGACGAGAUUCUAAAAUUAUGAACUUUGGGUUUGUUCCCAGAAAAAUGGCGGGCCGCGUUUGACGCGCAACAAGCGAUGUAAAUAUUUUGUUCAUUCGAAGGAAAAGUGUCCGAAUCAGUUUUAACAAAUGAUUUUCAUGUCGUAUGCGAGAAACCAGUGACUUGUGAGUUGCCUCAUUUGUUAUUGUGUGACCUUCAUUUCUUGGAUCAGUAGUCAAACGCAUAAAUAUUGAAAUAAGGACAUUUGAAGAAGCUGCUGUAGGCCACGACUUGCAUCCAGGCGCUCACACUGAACGAGCUGGACAAACCGACUCCAGCUCGUGUCACUCAUUAGGCCACACCCCUUCAAGGCACAGACGGGAUUCAUGACUUUUCCAUUCACUUCAGAGGGGGAAUGUGGAGAUGUGAUUGAUUGAAUUAAAUUCGCAAGUCAGGCU
Hippocampus comes (tiger tail seahorse) is the source of this 1361-nucleotide messenger RNA. RefSeq names its product leukocyte receptor cluster (LRC) member 1 (gene leng1). The transcript has 5 exons. The record is from RefSeq and is a predicted model, not a curated record. The coding region runs from base 98 to 946 and encodes 282 amino acids. NCBI's taxonomy places the organism in Eukaryota, Metazoa, Chordata, Actinopteri, Syngnathiformes, Syngnathidae.